AUGUGUCAAUCAAUGGGCCAAGCGAUUUGCGAGCUGAAGCAUAUGCCGCUCUCAGGCGAUAAGGAGCUCGACAGCCAAAUUAAGAAGUGGGUUAAAUGGGAUCGCAACCAGGACACAUUGUCUCAAAUAAUGGAGGCAGUCAGGAAUGAGGAUUGGGACACGCUGCGGUGUCGUCUCUGCCGACGCAUUGACUUCGGAACGGCCGGGCUGAGGGCCGUAAUGCGAGCGGGCUUUGAUUCCAUGAACGAAUUGGUCGUCAUACAGACCAGUCAGGGACUCUGUGCCUACAUAAAGGAACAGUGCCCGGACGAAGCUGAGUGGGCCGAGCGCGGCGUUGUAAUUGGGUUCGAUGGUCGAUACAACAGUCAACGGUUUGCGGAACUAACAACCAUUGUCUUUUUGAGCAACAAUUUUCGAGUAUUUCAGUUCAAGCGUAUGGUCGGCACCCCCUUCGUGCCCUACACAGUGAUGAGGAUGCACUCGCUAGCCGGUGUGAUGAUAACUGCAUCUCACAAUCCCAAGCAGGAGAACGGCUAUAAGGUUUAUUGGAGUAACGGUGCGCAGAUAAUACCGCCACACGACGAGGGUAUUCAAAAUGCGAUAAUGGAGAACUUGCAGCCACAUCCGGAUUCUUGGGAUGAGACGCUGCUCUGCGGCAACGAUUUGCUGUCCGAUCCAUACAACAACGUUCUGCCGCCCUAUUACGAUGCGCUCAAGAAGGAGAUAUCGUGCCCGCUCAUGGAGGCCAACGGCAGGUGCCCAUUAACCUUCACCUACACCCCGAUGCAUGGCGUUGGCUAUGCGUAUGUCAAGCUGGCGUUCAGCAAGAUAAACCUUAAGGCCGUAAUACCCGUGAUGCAGCAGGUUGCGCCCGAUCCAGAAUUCCCCACGGCACCUUCGCCCAAUCCGGAAGACCCGAAGACUUUGUGCUUGGCAAUCGAACGAGCCAAUGAGAAGAAGACGGAAAUCAUCUUAGCCAAUGAUCCGGAUGCGGACCGUCUGGUUGUCGCCGAGCUCGAUGAGACUAAGAAUUUCAAGGUGUUCACUGGCAACGAAAUGGGCGCCCUGCUCGGCUGGUGGGCAUUGGAGAACUACAAGAUAAAUGAGGAGAACCCCGACAUAGCCAAUUGUGUGAUGAUCUCCAGCACAGUGAGCUCGAAGCUGCUGAAGUCCAUGGCCCAGGUGGAGGGAUUCACGCACCACGAGACGCUGACGGGCUUCAAAUGGAUCGGCAACAAGGCGAUCGAGGAGCAGAAUGCUGGCAAAAAGGUGCUUUUCGGAUUCGAGGAGGCCGUCGGCUACAUGAUUUCCACCAGUGUCGUCGAUAAGGAUGGCAUCCGAGCUGCGGCGCACGUGGCCACCAUGGCCUGCUACUUGCGCUGCAAGAAGUGUAUGACGAUGCAGGAGAAACUGCGGGACUUGUACGAGAUGUACGGAUUCCAUGCCACUGUUGGCUCCUACGUGAUGUGCACCGACAGUGGACUAACCAAGAGGAUCUUCGAUCGUCUGCGCACCUUCGAGGACGGUCAGGAGAACACAUAUCCGACGAACAUCUUGGACGGGGAGUACGAGGUGGAGAGCGUGCGGGACCUCACCACGGGCUACGACAGCAGCACUCCCGAUAAGAAACCAGUGCUGCCAGUCAGUGAGUCCUCCCAGAUGAUAACGUUUGUCUUUAAGAAUGGCAUGGAGGUGACACUGCGAACGAGCGGAACCGAGCCAAAGAUCAAGUACUAUGCCGAGAUGGCCGGCAAGCCCGAAAACAAGCAUUGGGACGAGCUGACAACGACACUCAACAAAAUGAUGGAUGGCGUUAUCACUGAGUUCUUGGAGCCCGCAAAGAAUGGGCUGAAGGUGCGCAAGGAAGAAUAAAAUUGAAAUGGGAAGGGUUUUCAUAUAUGUAUAGGGCCCCGCAAAUUUUUAGUUUUCUCCACAAAUUUUCAGUUAUUUCAAAAUGCAUUACAAAUGCAAUAUGAUGAACACGAACCAUGCCUGAUACGAAUAUGAAAACAGAUAUUUCUUGAUAAUUAGAUAGAUGGUAAAAAAAAUUAAUAAAUAAAACUAUCAGUGUAAUCAA
Messenger RNA from Drosophila navojoa, 2077 nucleotides. RefSeq names its product glucose 1,6-bisphosphate synthase. The record is from RefSeq and is a predicted model, not a curated record. NCBI's taxonomy places the organism in Eukaryota, Metazoa, Arthropoda, Insecta, Diptera, Drosophilidae. Gene Ontology annotation, cellular component: nucleus. Gene Ontology annotation, biological process: carbohydrate metabolic process; purine ribonucleoside salvage. Gene Ontology annotation, molecular function: phosphopentomutase activity; magnesium ion binding.